This is a messenger RNA of Danio aesculapii, 841 nucleotides long. Its product is annotated as protein TUNAR-like. The record is from RefSeq and is a predicted model, not a curated record. The transcript has 2 exons. Lineage: Eukaryota; Metazoa; Chordata; Actinopteri; Cypriniformes; Danionidae. Bases 163 to 411 code for a protein of 82 amino acids.
AAAAGCAGAGGAGAGAGGAGCUCAUGACGGCUCGCGAACACGUGAGAUGAAACUGGCCAGGAAAACACUGGAAACUCAACGUAGGAACGCGCAGCCAGUGAUUCGGGAUCUCCCUGAAAGCUGAAGGAUGAUGGGAAUGGACCGCUGUCUGACUGUUCAGGGAUGUCUGUGCGUCUCAGAAAGACCAGCAUGUCUGAUGCGAAGUUCCUCCUGAUGCUGUGCAAGAUUGGCGUGAGAGGAAAACUGCAGACUUCUCCCAGGAAAAUGGUAAACACUGCUCUGAGUGAUGAGGAAAAGGGCAUUCAAGACAAGGAAAGCAAAGAGGAAUCCAUUCUGGCCAUGCUGGGAAUCAUCGGGACCAUCCUCAACCUACUGGUCAUCAUCUUUGUGUACAUCUACACUACUCUGUGACGCAAACCUGAACUUCAUGAUGAACCUGGCAUUAAAAAAGCAGGCCGUUCCACCAGGGACCCACACAAACAUGCGCUCAAAUGCAGAAACACGGACAGCAGAUUCCCUUCAAACACAGAUGAGUCCGUGGGGAACUUCAUAACUUGUAAAUAUGCACGCUAUUUACUCAUUUCAGCCUGCGAUGCGGAGAAACGGGACCGUUUUUAUGCAUGGCUCAGUUUUGAUCAGAUUAGCUGUUUUUAAUAGCAAACCUACGCUAUAGCGAUUUCUUACUCUACUUACUUGACUAUGACAGUAAAACUUUUUCAGGAGACAUGUUCUCCAUGUUUCAGGUUUCCUUAAAACCUUGCUGUUUACAGUAUUAAAAAAACGGUAACACUUUAGAUGAAGGGGUGUUUAUGAAACCUUUAUAAUCAUGAAUGUGAAUGAG